Drosophila elegans is the source of this 2461-nucleotide messenger RNA. RefSeq lists its product as uncharacterized. The transcript has a single exon. The record is from RefSeq and is a predicted model, not a curated record. NCBI's taxonomy places the organism in Eukaryota, Metazoa, Arthropoda, Insecta, Diptera, Drosophilidae. The coding region runs from base 1 to 1692 and encodes 563 amino acids.
AUGUCGCAAACAGCCCUCCCGGAACUCGGAUACACGCCAGGCGAUUUGACGGAGCCACAGUUCCGGUUACCCUCGCACCAGCAGCUCCUCGAUCAGAAGUUGAGGGAUAACCACGACGGUCUGCCACUGGAUCGCCUCACUUUGGACACGAGGGACACACAGCCCAUCAAGUAUCGGGAGUUUCCCGCUCUGGCGGCUGCCCAAAAUCGCUAUACGGAUCAUUUGGAGCGCGGCAGUGAGCUAAACUUCUCCGUAUUGGACAACGGCAAGGACCUAAUCUCACUGCCCACGGUUGCCACACGUACGUGCGACCCGGAUCCCGAUCUGAUCAAGAAAAUGCCGCUGCACUCGAUCACGGAGAAGCCGAACGAGCGUUGUCCCUCGCCGGUGGUGCCGGCAUAUGCCAAUUUUGAGCUGGCCAAGCGGAUGCACCAGGACAAUCUGGACCACCAGCCGCUGCCCGAUUGUGUGGCGGAUCUGGCCUUUCGCAGGGCACAAAUCUCGGGUGGUCAUGCCGGACUGGCCCUGGACAUAGACCCCAUUGCCACGGGCGUGGGUGUGAAGACCCACAAUGCGGGGCCGACGCACUGCACCAAGAUGAAGGUGUUCCGGCCCAAGACCGGCGGCGGCAUUGUGCCCCGAGCCCUGGGCCAUGGCGAUCCAUUGCGGGGCGUGGGCUCGGCACCGGCCAAGAAGAUGGGUCCCAUGGACCUGGCCAUUUGCUGGGACUUCAAGCCGGCCAAUCCCGGCGACGAGCCGCGCCUGGCCAGGCACAUCGAUGGCUCCAAUGACUCGGCCGGACCGGCUGUCUUCACCUGUGUGAAGACGCCGCGCGAAGAGCAAUCCUCUGAUUUGGGUCGCUCGGCGGGUGUGUUCACCAGCACUUUGGGCGAGGCGGAUUUCUUCGACAAGGACAUACUGCGAAAGAGAACGGACUUCGGAGGAGCCCGCCUGGACCGCGAGGAUCCGUGUGGAUGCGACUACUCGCCGCCGGCGAGACAGCGGGCACGCAGCGUGUCCCGGGACUCGAGUGCCUCGCAGUGUCGCCGGCGAGGAUCCGGCAUCGGAGGACCAAAUGGCGGUGUGAGCUUCGGCAAUCUGGCAGAGCUGCCCGGACGCGGAAUGCCCGAUCGUCUGGCCAAGCAGUAUCAAUCGUCGCCCCUGCUCGGCGACAAGGCCUAUCAGGCGCUGAGGGAAAAGUACUUGGGUCCAGAUGCGGGACAAGAUUCGUGCCAGCCCAUGGAUUGCCGGCCCACGGGUGGACCUCCGUGCAAGCGCGAUGUCCUGCUGAGGCGACCAGCUCGUCGACUCUGCCACAAGGUGGCACCGGCUCCACGCUGCUGUCCAGCACCCGCCUUCGGAGGCCACGGACAUGGCCAUUGCCUCACCAGCAAGGCGGCCUUUCGAGCCGGAGUGCCCAAGCACAAUGCAUCCGGCGACUUUGUGGGCAUUGAGCCGGGAUGUGGUGGUGGCGGCGGCGGGGGGCGGGUGCUGGUGGUGCCACGCCCCCGGCAGCCAUACGCCAAAAAGAACUACGACAUUGAGACGCUCGUGCCGCCGUUCCAAAGUCAGGCCGGCGGUGCCGGACAGGGCGGCUAUCCGGAGCACUGGCGAUUGGCCAGCGUCUAUCAGCACGCCUACAAGCCACUGGAUCAGCGGCGGCGACCUCUCCUCCAAACCGUAUAUAAGUAGAUCAAUGCAUAACCCAAACCCAUUUGGAAGCCAUUGCAGAAAUAACACACUUUGUUGUCUGUUCAAGAGAACUAUUUAUAUUUUGUGUCAGUAAAAAAAGGAAUUUUACUUGUGUAUAAUAUAUUCCUAUAACAUUUUUCCCUCUUUUAUUUUAUAUUAUUUUUUGUCCGCGAAUAAAGUUGUUCGUUUAAAAUAAAUAACUUAUCCUUGUCCAGCAUUUUUUGUCCGCCAACAGAGUUGUCCGUUUAAGAUAUAUUGCAUAUUGCAUAUUCUUAAGAAGAGUUGUCCGUUAAAGAGAAUAUUUUUAAUAAAAGGGGAAGGAAAAAAAGAUAAUCUUAAAAGCUUAAUAACAAAUUAAAAUGUUUUGUAGAAAAAAUAAAGAUGUUGUUUUAAUACAAUACAAAGUGUUUUUCGUAAGACAGAACUUGUCAAAGUUAUUGACUCCUAAGUUCAAUUAACUUCUUACCGAGCAUUUAAAUAUAUUAUUACUUAAAAUAAAUAUACAAAAAUAAAUAAAUAUUCAAAUAAGAUGUAAGAUUUUAAAAUUUGGAAAUUGAAAUAGAUUUUCAAAGUUAACAGUCUAAAAUAAGUAACUGUAUUCAAAAUUGCCUUGUUAUGGAAAAUUAUUCCAUGCUUGUUAAAAGAAAAUAUAUUUAUAUAGUAAGCCCCCAAAACCAUUGGUCCAAAAAUAGGUAUAAUUAAUGCUCAAGGUGUUCCUACGAUAAUCCCCGUUUUUAUAGAACUUCUCGGUUCAUAAUGCUAUCCCAUU